AUGGCAAUUAUGGUUUCAACCGCAAAAGAUAAUUUUGAGUUUAUGGGUUAUCUGUCAAAUUUGCGAUUAAAUCCUUUAGUGGUACGUAGUCAAAUGCUAGAAAACUCCUUUUUAAUAGAUAACGUUAGAAUAAAAUUGUAUAGCAAAAUUCCAAUUUCUUCUAUUAUUGGAUCGUUGGCUAAAGAUAAAUUUUGUAAUGUAUUAGGGCAUCCCAUUAGCAAAGCGACCUGGGCGGAUUCAUCAGAUUCUGAUAUUCUCAACCGAUUUGUGUGUAUAUGCAGAAAUAUUUCUCAUUAUUACAGUGGAUCCUCAAAAAAAAAGAAUUUGUAUCGAAUAAAAUAUAUACUUCGUCUUUGUUGUGUUAAAACUUUGGCUCGUAAACACAAAAGUACUGUACGUGCUUUUUUAAAAAGGUUGGGCUCGGGUUUAUUGGAAGAAUUUCUUACGGGGGAAGAUCAAGUUCUUUCUUUAAUCUUCCCAAGAAGUUAUUAUGCUUUUAAAAGAUUAUAUCGAGUUCGGAUUUGGUAUUUGGAUAUUCUUUCUCUUAAUGAUUUG
This is a messenger RNA of Thlaspi arvense, 555 nucleotides long. The record is from the annotation of a GenBank genome assembly. NCBI's taxonomy places the organism in Eukaryota, Viridiplantae, Streptophyta, Magnoliopsida, Brassicales, Brassicaceae.